AUGUCUGCUACUAUUAUCAGUGACCCUAUGGUGGUCUCGGCACCAGAAACACAAGCUACAGCCGCAGCAACGACAGCAACAAAACUCAUUGCACAAAUUGAGGUUGAGUCUGCCAAAUGUGAUUGCUGUGGCCUAACCGAAGAGUGCACGCCGGCAUACAUUGAAAGAGUACGCGAAAGAUAUCAUGGAAAAUGGAUUUGUGGGUUAUGUGCAGAGGCUAUAAAAGAUGAAAUUGUAAGGACUGAGAGGCUUAUUAGUACUGAAGAAGCAAUGGCAAAGCACAUGAACUUCUGCCAGAAGUUUGUUUCCUCAGGGCCACCUCCUGAUCCAACAAUUCAUUUGAUAGCUGCCAUGAGACAAAUUCUUAGAAGAAGCUUGGAUUCACCGAGAGGUUUAAGGUCAACUCCAAGUAGUCCUACCAAAACGAAGGGAGCAAUUCGUGCUGCUGCACUUACUAGGUCCGAAAGUUGCUUCCCUACUUUGACUGGUUGA
Messenger RNA from Dovyalis caffra, 492 nucleotides. The record is from the annotation of a GenBank genome assembly. Lineage: Eukaryota; Viridiplantae; Streptophyta; Magnoliopsida; Malpighiales; Salicaceae.